AGAGAGAGGCGGAGACAGGAGUCGAGGAAGAAGUACAGGUGUUCGGCAAACACACUUCCAGCGUCACACCGGGACAGGAAUUAUAAAAAUAUAGAUCCCAUAUUCGCAGGACAAACAGCUCGGACCUAUCUCACGGAGACUUAUCAAGAAGAAGUUUUGGGGUUCAGACAGGAGUUGUGAUUCGUUGGAAAGUCCUGCGUCGAUGUCGCUGGAGGUUUGAAUACCGUCAUGGAGCAGUUGUUUCGAGGCGCGAGUGGUUAAAGAAAGAGCAGACAACAUCAAGGAGACUAAUUCAUUUUGAUUAACGGCAGGUCGGCCGGGUCAUGCUGAUGGACCAGGACACUCAGUGGCUGUACCAACUCCUGACCGAGGUCCAGUUGGAGAAGUUCUACCUGCGGGUCAGAGAUGGCCUCAACAUCACCCGCGUGGAGCACUUCGCCUACGUCAAAGAAUCCGACCUGGAGCAGAUAGGAAUCAGUAAACCUGCACAAAGAAGACUAUGGGAGGCUCUGAAACGUUACAAGACGAGCUCACGCGCGCGGUCAUGGAUCCCCAAGGUGUUGAGCAGCCGGAGUCAGGAUGCUGGUGAGCAGUGGACUGGUCAGGCCCAGGAGACCAGGGCUCUUCCUUGUCUGAUCCAAGACACUGAGCUUAAUCUGGGCGAGAAGUUGGGCUCCGGGUCCUUUGGGGUGGUGAAGAGGGGAGAGUGGCACACGCCUACGGGGAGAGUGCUGCCCGUCGCGGUGAAGUCGCUGAAGAGCAGCAUGUCGCGGCAGACGGACACGCUGGCGGACUUCCUCCAAGAAGUGAGCACCAUGCAGUCCCUGGACCACCCCAACAUCAUACGGCUCUACGGCGUCGUGCUAACACACCCGCUGAAGAUGGUGACAGAGCUGGCGCCUUUGGGCUCGCUGUAUGACACCCUGCGCUCACGUCAAUAUGAGUACCCCCUGGCACGCCUAUGGCUCUUCGCCACCCAGAUUGUGUCGGGCAUGGAGUACCUGGAGUCCAGGAGGUUCAUCCACAGGGACCUGGCCGCAAGGAACGUGCUGCUGGCGUCCAAGGAUAUGGUGAAGAUCGGAGACUUCGGCCUGAUGAGAGGCCUGAGCCAAGAGACCGACCACUACGUCAUGACGGCACACAGGAGGAUCCCGUUUGCAUGGUGUGCUCCAGAGAGCCUACGCAUCGGCUCCUUCUCCCACCUGUCAGACGUCUGGAUGUUUGGCGUGACGCUGUGGGAGAUGUUCACCUACUGCGAGGAACCCUGGUUCGGUCUGUCGGGUCGUCAGAUUUUGUGGCGCGUGGAGCGGGAGGGAGAGCGCCUGGAGAAGCCGCAGGAUUGCCCCCAGGAGCUUUACGCCGUCAUGAGGAAGUGCUGGGCCUGCAGUCCCGCCGACAGGCCCAGCUUCGCCAAGCUCAGCACCAUGGUGGCAGAGGCCAAACCAAUGGAGGUGCAGGCAACGAGAGACUUCGCCGAGUCCAGAAAGCUCGCACUCGCGGCCAACGACCUUGUGACCGUCAUAGACCACGGUCUGGAGUUGACUGAGUGGCGAGGUCAGAACCAGAGGACUCUCGGCGUCGGCUGGUUUCCCGCGACCCUCAUCAUGCCGCCGCUCCCCUCUGCUGCUGCCAUAGCCGCCGCCACUGCCGCUGUCGCCGCGGCCGCAUCCAGCAACCCCGGACCCAACCCAGUCCCCGGCUCGGCCCUCAUCUCGCCCCCGCUGAAGGGCAGUCUGCAGCACACCGGGCACGGAGACAUCAAGCCUGACCGCUGCUGGGGAACUCCUGAGAGCCUGGAAGACAGCGGCAACUGGAGGCCAGGCCCUGGCAGAGAGAAGGAGGGGUCCAAUCUGCAGAAAAUGGCAGGUAUGUCUCGGAGCCUGGAGUCAGUGUUGGGUGGCCAACGGCCCCGGGCUAACACAGUCGGGGUUGUGAGAGUUGACCAGCACGGCAGACUCCUGCCUCCUGCGUUGGAAGCUCAAAGCGUGGUGGUGCAGGAUCCCCGGCGGUUCAGCGAGGCCGGCCUCGUUGCCCCACUUCGCCCGCCGCCCCCGAACCUGAAGCGCUUGAUGAUGAUAAAGACUCAGAGGAAGCAAGCAGCUCAGCCGCCGCCGGGCUCCUCGUGGCCUCCGCAGGCGGUCCUGCCCCCUACGACGCAGAUGCAGCCUCAGCCCCAGCCCCAGCCCCUCCCGCCGAAUCAACAAGCCAUCGUGAGCUCGAACCUGCCGAAAGCGACCCAGCUGGCGCGCUCCACCCCGCAGCUGGACGAACACACAGACAACAGGGAGAGAGACCGAGAGCGAAUGAGGGAUCGGGAGAAGGCGCCCAACGCACAGAGCGUGAGAGACACUCUCACCACACAGAUCAUGGAGGCUGUACACGGAGUGACCAUCGAAGAGGUUCAUGCUGCACUUCAACGUAAUGACUGGAACCCAGUGAGGGCUGAGCAACAACUCAAGUUGGAGCAGCUGUACUCGCUGAGCCUCUGCUCCAGAGAGGACUGCGUGAGGAUCCUCACCAAAUACCAGUGGAACCUGCAGCUGGCCAGCCGCUACCUGUUCCGAAUGUCUCGGGAGGACAGGGCCUGAUGGACCCGUUGGUCCGCGCAGAGAGGCGAGCCUGAAGACACUUUAGUCGGCUUCGUCUGGAGCAUCAGCGCAACAAUAACAACUGUCACUGGCUGCUUUUAAACGGGAGCGGCCCGCACACACGAGAAGAAGAAGAAUGAACACAAACUUGAAUAAUAUUUCUGAAACUUCAGCAAAACGCUCCCACGCUCUGUUUGUAUAUUUCAAAUCAGCACACGUUUUUUUUUUUUUUGCAGAUAGUUUUUUUUUUUGUUUUUUUUGUAUCUUAAUGAAUUUGUAUAUAUUGUAUUAGAAAGGAUUGUUGAAUAAAGAUGAUCUGCCAUGUGA
Molecule: messenger RNA, 2915 nt
Organism: Mugil cephalus (flathead mullet)
Lineage: Eukaryota; Metazoa; Chordata; Actinopteri; Mugiliformes; Mugilidae
Gene: tnk1
Product: tyrosine kinase, non-receptor, 1
Exons: 14
Coding region: 324-2588 (754 amino acids)
Biological process (GO): protein phosphorylation
Molecular function (GO): protein tyrosine kinase activity; ATP binding; protein binding
Source: RefSeq, a predicted model, not a curated record